Messenger RNA from Siniperca chuatsi (mandarin fish), 1390 nucleotides. RefSeq names its product PSMC3 interacting protein (gene psmc3ip). Bases 138 to 776 code for a protein of 212 amino acids. The transcript is spliced from 8 exons. Gene Ontology annotation, biological process: homologous chromosome pairing at meiosis; meiotic joint molecule formation; meiotic strand invasion involved in reciprocal meiotic recombination. The record is from RefSeq and is a predicted model, not a curated record. Gene Ontology annotation, molecular function: double-stranded DNA binding; recombinase activator activity. Lineage: Eukaryota; Metazoa; Chordata; Actinopteri; Centrarchiformes; Sinipercidae. Gene Ontology annotation, cellular component: DNA recombinase auxiliary factor complex; condensed nuclear chromosome.
GUCCACACCACUCUCGCAGAGCAGGGCAGAUAUUUCUACUGGUGUGAUACAUCUUGAUCUUUAUACAUAAACGAUCUUUUCGGUGACGCAUAUUUCGCGCGAAACUCAGUUUGGGAGCUGAAGUGAAGAAAUUAGAAAUGAGUAAAAAAGAUAACGGCGCGACACUCAUCCUUGCCUAUCUGAAUGAAAAGAACCGGCCCUACAGUGCUCAGGAUGUCUUUUGUAAUUUACAAAAACAGCAUGGAUUGGGCAAGACGGCAGUGGUCAAAGCCAUGGAGCUGCUGGCACUAGAGGGCAAGAUAAAGGAGAAAACAUAUGGCAAGCAAAAGAUUUAUUUUGCCGAUCAGGCUCAGUUCGAAGAUGUGAAGGAUGCAGACCUGAAGGCCAUGGACUGUCAGAUCUCAGAGCUCAAUGCAGAGGUGCAGUCCCUCAACCAGAGCUGCAGACAGCUAGAUGCAGAGGUGAAGGAGCUCAGCAGCUCCCUGACAACAGAGGAAAUGAUGUCAGAGAUCCAAGAGCUGAAAGUGGAGUGUUCUGGCUACAGAGCACGUCUGGAGAAGAUAAAGUCGGCCACAAAUCACGUCACACCAGAAGAGAAAGAGAAGGUUUACAAAGAGCGGGAUGUUUAUGUAAAAGAGUGGAAAAAGAGGAAGCGAUUGGCUUCAGACAUGAUAAAUGCAAUCCUGGAAGGGUAUCCAAAGAGCAAAAAGGAGUUCCUGGAUGAAGUUGGAGUGGAGACUGAUGAGGACUGUAAGGUGGUUGUUCCAAGUACUUGAAAGAAUAAGAAAACGCUUGUUCAUCCAUUUCAUCACUGUAAGCCUGUGCAGUGCUUCGCUAAGAAUAUAUAUAAUACAUCAGAGUUGUCUGAGCCACAGCACAUUCACAUAUUUAUAGCCUUUCUUUUGAACAAAUAACACAUCUUUAAUAAAAGUUGAAUGGAAAAAACAUUUGUAAUUGAAAGUAUAUUUAUACAAAAACACAAUACACUACAUCACAUCAUUAGACAGCACUAAGGGAUGUUUGUCACCUCAUAGGAAACAUUGAUUUAUUUUUUCCCUUUUUAAAGCCAUAAAACCAAUCCUGGGCCUAUAAUGGAAAUGUCAACAGAUUAUUCAUUAUAGCUUGGAGAGCUGUACUUUCUUUGUUGUUCUUGUUACAUGUUCAAGUCCACCUUGCUGCCAUUUUCUUUGAAAACUGUACACAAAAGAACCACAAUGUGUAUGGGCGUAUGUAAGCAUGGGCGAUUAUUCAUGACCUUCAGGUAUUAUAGGGGGGGGUUGUGCCAUUUUUCCCUUUCCUUUUUUAAUCAUCCUUUGUACCGUUUUUUUCACUCAGUAUUGCUGCCAAGUUAUUAAAUGUUCAUGAAAGUAACGUUUGUUGCUGAAAAUAA